ACAGCGGUUGGUACUGAGCGAAGUACGGCGGCACAAAUAUCGUCUGUGUGUGUGUGUUUUUCUGCGGUUUAACGUUUCCAAAAGUUGAUAUCUGCAAGUAUGCAGUCCGAAUCGGGAAUUGUUCCCGACUUCGAGGUUGGAGAGGAGUUUCAAGAGGAGCCGAAAACGUAUUACGAAUUGAAGAGUACACCCUUGAAAAACAGCAGCCCAUCGGACCAGCACGGCUCCUCCAAGCCCCCGCUGAGCUCCUCGGCCAUGACAUCACGCAUCCUGCUGCGGCAACAGCUGAUGCGGGAGCAGCUUCAGGAGCAGGAGCGGCGGGAGCAGCAGAGACAACAGGCCUCCCAGUACCCGCAAACCACAGCGGCCCAAACCCCAGCCAUCAAUGUCAGUGUGCCUGUCAGUUUGCCGCCUGCUGCACAGGUACCGAUGGAGGUGCUGAAGGUCCAGACUCACCUGGAGAACCCAACCAAAUACCACAUCCAGCGCUCCCAGCAGCAGCAGGUGAAACAAUACCUGGGGAAGCUUGGCUCUCAGGCGUUGAGCUUGCCCUGCCCCAACCAGUCCUCUGACCACGGGGGCAUGCCGCCAGGGCCGGGCAACAGUGCCCCCAACAGCCCUAUGGCCUUACUGACCCUGAACUCUAACUGCGAGAAAGAGAUGGAUGAUGUCAUUGAUGACAUUAUUAGUCUGGAGUCCAGUUACAGUGAUGAUAUCCUUGGCCUGAUGGACCCGGGACUUCAGAUGGCUAACACGAUCCCUGUGCCUGCAAACCUCAUGGACAUGUAUGGUAAUCAGGGUAUGUCCCAGCAAGGUCUGCCCAUCAGCAACUCCUGCCCUGCCAACCUGUCGAACAUCAAAAGGGAAUACUCUGUUUCACAAUCCCCGGCCAUCAUGCAUAUGCUGGAUAAGUCUGGAUCCUGUGGCAAAUUUGACAACUAUCAAAGGCCUGAAGGGUUCCCUGUGGAAGCUGAGGUAAGAGCUAUGGCGAAGGAAAGACAGAAGAAGGAUAACCAUAAUUUGAUUGAGAGAAGACGACGGUUCAACAUCAACGAUCGAAUCAAGGAAUUGGGAACUUUAAUUCCAAAAUCCAAUGACCCGGACAUGCGCUGGAACAAAGGCACCAUCCUGAAGGCAUCAGUGGACUACAUCAGGAAACUGCAGCGGGAGCAGCAGAGGGCAAAGGAGCUGGAGAAUCGUCAGAAGAAGCUCGAGCAUGCCAACCGACAUCUGAUGUUGAGGAUACAGGAGUUAGAGAUGCAGGCCCGGGCUCACGGGCUGGCCAUCGCAUCCUCAGCGCUCUGCUCUGCUGAACUCGGGGCCCGGACCAUCAAGCAGGAGCCAGCCCUGGAGGACUGUCACCAGGACCUGUACACGUUCCACCCCCAUCACCAACACCACCCCGCCUGCACUCCCGAACCACCCAGCACCCUGGAGCUAAACGAAGGCCACUCUAACUUCCCCGAUGGCCACUACAGCGUCCACAGCAAGCCAAGCUCCAAACUGAACGACAUCCUCAUGGAAGACACCUUAUCACCGGUGAGAGGGGGGGACCCUUUGCUCUCGUCCGUCUCCCCAGACACCUCAAAGGACAGCAGCCGCAAGAGCAGUGUAAGCAUGGAUGAGAAUGAGCAGGGCUGUUAGCACCCCCUACUGGAAGACACCUCACCUGCAUCUUCAACCCCUUCAUCCUGCUGCACGUGUUCCUGUCAGUAGCUAACUCACUCUCAGCUGCUGGAGAGGCUUUCUCCUCUUUGUCAUUUGUUUAUGUUUUUAUUUUUGUCUCCCCCACCCGUGUUUACAUGUAUUGAUUCUUUUCCAUUCAUGUUUUUUUUUUCUUUUCUUCGUUUUCUGUGAUAUCUUUGUCUUUUCAAGCCCUCAACCUUGAUUUCAAGGACUGAUUUUAAAGUAUGUUUGCUUUAAUCAAUACUUUGAUGACAAUGAGUUACAAAAAUAGAAGUUUUUAUAUUUAAAAAAAAAAAAAAGCAUUUAUCUUUGGAUAGAGGCUAGAUUAUGUUUAUUUCUAUUGAUUCCAAAGAAUCUAGGGAAAUUAUAAAUCAUGGUCAGAAAUGUAGAUAUUUUGUGGUGAGAUGAACACUGCUUUUUAAAUCACUAGCAAUAAUAGAAGAAAAAAAAUCUAUUUAUUACAAUAGUGCUUUACACUCCUUGUGUCUUAGAUUGAACUUGAAUGUGCCAAUGCCUUAUUAAGAUGUGUAUACAUCGAUGUUGUAUUGCUAUGCACAUGUUUUGGCUGUUAGCUGAGUCUUUGUCAGUCUUCCAGUUGAAAUUUCUUCCUUGACAAAUAUUAAUCAUUUGUAGAUUUGAUCUUAUUUAUGUAUCUAUGUAAACAGGACUUUAUGUACACAUUCCCCUUAAAAAUUAAUUUAUAACAGGGCUUUUUAAAAGAUCCUGAGAUAAUAAAUAAAAGCACAUUAAAAGCAAUCCUAAGCUAAAACGUCUCCUUCUAGAUAAUUAAUUGAACAAAAUCACCAUCAAUAAUUGAUAAAUGUAGUCUUUUCUUCAGUGUCAUAAUGUCAAAAUGCAGCACAACAAUCCAGUAACAAGAGAGAAAGGUCAAGUUUCACCAUUAACCACGCAUCCUUUAACCACCCAUGCUUAUUGAUCCAGCAGUGUGUACCAGAUACACCCAUCAGCCAACAUUAAAACCACCUGAGUGGUGUAGGUCCCCUUCGAGGUCCUCUGAAACUGUCCUGUGGUAUCAGGCACCAAGACAUUAGCUGCAAAUCCAUUAAGUCCUGUAAAUUGUGGGGCUUCCAAGGAUCUGACUUGUUUUUCCAGCUCAUCCCACAGAUGCUCGAUCGGAUUAAGAUCUGGGGAAUUUGUAGGCCAGGGCAACAUCUUGAACUCUUUGUCAUGUUCCUCAAACCAUUCCUGAACUUUUUUUUUCAGUGUGGCAGGGUGCUUUAUCCUGCUGAAAGAGGCCACUGCCAUCAGGGAAUACCAUUGCCAUGAAGGGUUUUACUUGGUCUGCAACAAUGAUUAGGUAGGUGGUGCGUGUCAAAGUAACAUCCACAUGAAUGUCAGGAUCCAUGGUUUCCCACAAGAACAUUGCCCAGAGAGCUGCCUCCCCCGGCAUUCCUCCUGUCCAUCAUGCAUCCUGGUGCCAUCUCUUCCCCAGGUAAACAAUGUAGUUCACCAGACCAGGCCACCUUCUUCCAUUGCUUCAUGGUCCAGUUCUAAUACAGUUCAGACGUUCCCAGUGUCAGCACUUUUGGGGGUGGACAGGGUUCAGCAGAUGCAGGAAGCUGCAAUACACUUUGUGUUCUGACAGCUCUCUACCAUAGCCAGCAUUUAGGUUUUCAGCACUUUGUGCCACAGUAGCUCUUCUGUGGGAUUGGACCAAACAGGCCAGUCUUUACUCUACCCAUGAUUCUGUCACCGGUUCACUGGUUGUCCUUCCUUGGACCACUUUUGGUAGGUACUAACCACUGCAUACUGGGAACACCCCACAAGACCUGCCAUUUUGGAGAGGGUCUUUUCUGACCCAGUCAUCUAGCCAUCAAGAUGUUGCCCUUGUCAAAGCUUCAAGAACUGACUGUUCACCUGCUGCCUAAUAUAUCCUACCCCCUGACAGAUUGUAAGGAGAUAAUCGAUGUUAUUCUUAUCACUUGUCGUGGUUUUAAUGUUGUGGCUGAUUGGUGUUUAUUACAAUACAUUCCUCACUGCCAAAAAACACAGAUUUUUUUACUUAAGCAAUUAAACAACAAACAAACAAAUUUCAAAGAUUUUCUUAUGAUGCAGAGUCUCAAAAAUAGUAGAAUCUUAGCUCAAGUCAAAAUCAAGGCAAUAGUAGCCCUGACAUGCGCACAAGAAGCUGAUUUCACUUGAUAGAUCUGAAUAUUCUUACAUAAUUCUACAAAUAUUUGAUAUGUGAUUGAUGUUCAAAAUAUGAAUCUAUUCAGUUUUUAUUGUAUUCUUGCCUGUAGUGAUCAGACGUAUAGAACUGGUAAAACUGCCAUUAUUUCAGCACAUGCAGUAUAUUGUAAUACUUCAAACGUGUUGAUGCAAGUGCUCAGUUUUUAUAAUUGUCCAUCCAUUUCCUAUAUUAUUGUUGUUGUUUUUUUUUUGUUUUGUUUUUUUUUACAUCACUGCAAUGACAUUUCACAUUCAGGAUGUUCUUUUUUCCAUUAUGUGAACAUUUAUAUUGCCAUGGAGUAUAAGGAGACUGCUUUGGGAUUUUGUAUGAAAUGCAUGACAUUGUCCAAACACUGGAAUGACCUCUGUAAAUUGAAACAUGGAUUGUUUGCCUUUCUUUUUUUUUUGUAUCUAAGCAUAAACUAACUAUUGUAUUUGGCUUUUCAAAUGCAUACAGAAUAUUGUAUGAGAUUGUAGAUUCUUGAUGGUGUAUGGUUGUUGUAUAUUUCAGCAAUUUGUUUUCAACAGUUGUAGCACAUUGCAUAAGUAUGCCUUCUUGAUAACUACCUUGCCAUAAACUGAGAGCCCUGUUACAGCACAGCCUCCAUUUGGUUAAACUAUGCAAUGGCAGAAGUUGUGCCUGUAGAGCAGCAUCAUGUCUUGACAAUGUGAUCUCCUUAUGAAUUAGUCUAAAACAGUAUCGAAGUGAUUAUCUUUUUCAUUGAUUUAAGUGCCUUAGUCAUUUCUGUUACCGUGGUGAUGUAAGAGGAGUGAUGCAACAUUUUGUUGAUGUUUAUAUUGAUGUUUGGUGCUUCAUGGAUUAACCUGAAGAGUUACGCUGAGUUACGGGAGAGCAGUAGGACGGGGCCUUAAGUCAGAUAACACUAUAAGAACCACAAGACCAAAGUGUUCGAUAUAAAAUAAAUAAGGCAUUGUGAAAUACAUAAUCAUAAAAGUAAAUAGUGAAAUGGAUAAUUAAACCACUAAAUUCUGAAAUAAUAAGUUAUUAAAAUCAUUAUUAUGGAAUGUUAGUUUAUUUUUAUUCUCAUAGCAGCAGAGUUUUAUUUAUUUUGUUUUUAUUUCAGUAAAGAAAUAUUUGUUUGACAGUGCCUUUUAUCAAAAGUGUUUUUAUUUCAUAUAAUGUCACUGUCGUGAAAGGUUUUUUCAUUGGGGGAAAUACAAAGCAAUGAAAAUAGGAAUGAUGACAUUUCAUUUUGAUUUGAGCUGUAAUUGAACUGUAAAUGUUAUUGCCCAGUUUUUAACCAAUCCUUCAGCUUUUCAUAUAUCAGCAGUCAUAAUUUCAAUGUGUUCAAUACUUUAUGAUUAUUUAUUUCAUAACAUCUUCUUUGUGUAUUUAAUAUGGAACACUUUGGAGCUGCAUGUUUUGGCUGUGCAUUUUGUUUUUAUCUUUAUAAAGGUCUAAUUCUACACUUUAAGACAGUGUUUUCCAAAGUUGUACUGAAUAUUCAGAAUUGUUUUGAGAAUGUAGGAUAUGAAUAACUAUGAACAGCUUAGCUGAUGCACCGUUAGUGGCUUUUCUCCUUCAUAAUAAAAAGCAAUACCUACAGCAAGAUGGCAAUCAGGCAAUGAAUAAGGUACAAACAGGUGAGGUUGGAAAUAGUAAACAAGAAUCUUAACUCAUGAUCCACUUUUGUAACCUUUUCCAGAGCUUUCAGUUGCAUCUCAGUCUUCAAUUAGAAACACUGAGCAAACACUACCCACUGAUAAACACCUUGAAAGGUCUGUAGAAAGGUAGUAAGUGGACACUGAUUUAAGAUCUUUUUGUCACAGGUGAAGUAUAGCAUCAGUGGACUGCAAAAUGACCCUUAUGAUCACACGGAGCACAGGUACUGAGCCUUAAUACUGCAGCACACACAGGCCUGCAACAUUGCCCUGUGAUUGAACCCAGAUCAGCUUUAGAUAAAUCAUCUAAACCCUGUAAUGUGACUUGUCAGAAUGAACAUCAGCAUUACAUGUAGGUGGUGGCAGCACUUAAUUUAAAGCCAUCUCUAUGACUGAUUUCUCAUAAUGAAUCUUCCAACUGUUAGUUAUUAUGGCACAUUAUGGGUAAACCACUAAUGAAGAACCAUGUUAGCUCAAUUUAGACCUCUGUGCUCAUUCUCAUCCCUGUGGUUCAUACAGACAGGUUCUCUGCUGAUGUUGCUACUGUUCUUAUUGUUACAGUUUAUAUGAGAUGAAUGUAGCAAUUAUUACUGUACGCACUGGUUUCAGAUUAGUGAACUCAAACUCAUUGGUACUCAAUGUGGAAACAAUGUUGUGAGAAAUAUUAAAAGUUUUAUUUGAA
Messenger RNA from Seriola aureovittata, 6181 nucleotides. RefSeq names its product microphthalmia-associated transcription factor-like. Gene Ontology annotation, molecular function: DNA-binding transcription factor activity, RNA polymerase II-specific; protein dimerization activity; RNA polymerase II cis-regulatory region sequence-specific DNA binding. Lineage: Eukaryota; Metazoa; Chordata; Actinopteri; Carangiformes; Carangidae. The record is from RefSeq and is a predicted model, not a curated record. The coding region runs from base 100 to 1644 and encodes 514 amino acids. Gene Ontology annotation, biological process: melanocyte differentiation; regulation of transcription by RNA polymerase II. The transcript has 10 exons. Gene Ontology annotation, cellular component: nucleus.